Messenger RNA from Olea europaea var. sylvestris, 5888 nucleotides. RefSeq lists its product as uncharacterized. Lineage: Eukaryota; Viridiplantae; Streptophyta; Magnoliopsida; Lamiales; Oleaceae. The transcript has 4 exons. Bases 314 to 5866 code for a protein of 1850 amino acids. The record is from RefSeq and is a predicted model, not a curated record.
ACGAAAUCAACUCCUACUUUUCCUCUUCCACUUGCAUCACUCUCUCUAUAUAACAGAAAACCUGACUCUUUCUUUCUCUCUACGUAUCUCCGUCUCUCAAAAUCUCACACCGUAGUACUUUCUCUCUCUACGCGGCUCCCGAAGAGUGCACAGCCGUCCUCUAUCUACGCCAUUAAAGUGAGAUCUCCUGGGGUGAGUCUUGAUUGAUUUAUUAUUGAAGAAGAGAGAGGAAAAAAGUUUGGUUUAGGGUUUUGAUGCGCUGGUGCGGGUUGAGAUCCGUAAGGUCGGUUCAGAUUACAGGUCUGGUUUGGGGAUGGCCAAUUCUGGUGCAAAGUUUGUGUCGGUGAAUCUGAACAAGUCUUAUGGACAGCAGCAUCAGCCUUCUCAUCAUGCUCAUCAUUCAGCUUUUAGUGGCAGUGGCAGCAGUAGUUCUUAUGAUCAGGGUGGCACUGGAGCAAGGGGGCGCCCUGGGAGUGUUGGUGCGGGAAUGGUGGCCUUAUCAAGGAACCGGGUUACACAGAAGGCUGGUCCAAAACUCGCUGUUCCACCCCCCUUGAAUUUGCCCUCCUUGAGGAAAGAACACGAAAGGUUUGAUUUGUCAGGGCCAGGUGGAGGGCCAGGUGGUGGUGUCGGUCCUGGAAGUGGACCAAGGCCCACUUCGUCAGGUUUGGGCUGGACCAAACCUGUGGCAGCUACUGUUUCAUCGGAGAAGAAUGAGAGUAGUGUUGAUGUUCCUGUGGCUGAUGGAAUGAAUGCUACUGAUGGAUUAAGUCGGGGUGGUGGUUCUUAUUUGCCACGAUCAGUUCAAUCUGAUGAGCUUGGAGUUGCACGUUCUGGUUAUCCUGCUCGGGCAUUUCCACAAUCAGCGGAGAAAGUCACAUUUUUGAGAGGUGAGGAUUUCCCCUCUUUGCAGGCUGCAAGGCCUGUUUCAUCAGGCACAUCACAGAAACAGAAGGAGGCUUCGAACCAAAAACAGAAGCAGAUUGUGAAUGAGGAAACAUCUGAUGACAAGAGGGACACUUACCAUUCAAGUCUGCUAGCUGAUAUAAGGCAACAGGGACAGUCUUCAAGGAGUACUGUUGGAAAUGGGUCGCUGCACAAUGCUGGAGAAGUUCAUAGGAUGGGCAGUUUGCGAAUGGCAGAUCCUGCUGGGAAGCAGGAAGAUUACUUUCCUGGUCCACUGCCACUGGUUCAGUUCAAUCCGAGAUCUGAUUGGGCUGAUGACGAGCGUGACACUGGCCGUGAGUUUGCAGAAUGGGGAAGAGAAGUUGGGGGUUCUAAAAAUGAAAAUUAUUGGGAUAGGAAUUUUGACUUACCCAGGCCCAAUGUUUUACUGCACAAACCAGUUCAUAAUCGUAAUUGGAGUCAACGAGACAAUGAAACUGGAAAGGUAUUUUCCAGUGAAGUCCUUAGUCUGGACCCUUUCAACAGAGAUCUGGGAACUAGUAGGGAAGGCAGGGAAGUCAACAACUGGAGAAUCUCACCAUUUCCUAAAAAUGGAGUAAAUUCUCAAGAGGUUGGAAACGACCGAAGUGGUGUUGGUGCAAGGACAGAUGGACCUAACAAUGCUGCGAAGGACAAUAAGUACAUUCCACCACAUUCUGGCGACACUGGUAGAGAUGGCAGUGUGAUGGUUAAUCGGGAUUCUUCAUUUGGAAGGAAGGAUGUGGUACAUGUUCCAGAAGUGCGGCAGCAAUGGAACAACUCAAUGGAUGUACAUAACAAUCGAGGGGCUGAGCGUUAUAAUCGAGAUCGUUAUGGUGCUGAGCAACCCAACAGAUACAGAAGUGAUAAUUUUCAGAAUAAUGCAUUAUCUAAAUCUCCGUUUUCGUCUAGUGGGAAAGUUCCUUCUAUGACUGGUGUCAAACUGACUUUAGGCAGGGAGAAACAUGCUUUUUCAAAAGGAGAUAGACUGUUUUCGGAGGAUCCCUUCUCCAAAGACUUCGGUUCUGCAGGUUUCGAUGAAAGGGAGCUCUUUUCCGGGGGUCUUGGUGGUGUAAUUAAGAGGAAGAAGGAGAUUGCUAAGCCGGCUGAUUUUCACGAUCCUGUUAGGGAAUCUUUUGAGGCAGAACUUGAAAGAGUUCAGAAGAUGCAAGAGCUUGAGAGGCAGAGGAUCAUUGAAGAACAAGAAAGAGCUUUGGAGCAAGCUCGAAGAGAAGAAGAGGAGAGACAGAGAAGAAUCAGGGAAGAGGAAGAAAGACAGCGGAGGUUAGAGGAGGAAGCUCGUGAAGCUGCUUGGAGAGCAGAACAGGAUAGACUGGAGGCUAUUCGGAUAGCUGAAGAGCUCAGAAUUGCCAGGGAAGAAGAGAAGAAGAGAAAUCUUAUGGAGGAAGAGAGGAGGAAACAAGCUGCCACUCAAAAGCUUUUGGAAUUGGAGGCUAGGAUGGCCAAGAGGCAGAUUGAAACUUUGAAGAUUGAUGCUUCCAUGUCUAAUGCGAUUGUGGAUGACAAAGUAGAUGCUGGUGUGAAGGAAAAUGAUAGCUCCAGGACUGUUGAUCUGGACAACUGGGAAGAUGGUGAAAGAAUGGUGGAUAAGAUGAUGACAUCAGCAUCGUUUGAUUCAUCUGCUUAUGACAGAUCUUUUGAUAUCAGUUCUGGGCCUUACCCUCCUAAAGAAGUUUCUUCAAGCUUUUUUGACAGAGGAAAAAGUGUUAAUUCAUGGAAAAGGGAUAUGUUUGAAGAUGUGAGUACCUUGCCCUUAGCAGCACAGGACCAAGAGAUUGGUCAUAACAGUCCGAGAAGAGAUACAUUUGGUAGUGGCACGACAGGUCCUAGAAGAGAGUUCUAUGAAGGAUCUGGAUACGUAAAUUCUAGGGCUUAUUCGAAAGCAGGCAUGCAAGAGCCUUUCUUGGAUGACUUUGGACGACAGAAAGACCAUAGGUGGAAUGUGCCAGGGGAUGUUGACUUGUACAGCAAAGAUAGGGAAAUCAAUUCCGGAUUUCAUGAUAAUUUUGCUGAUAAGUAUGGUGAUAAUGGACUGGGGCAAGGCCGUUCUCGUAUUAGUACUCGCCCACCUUACCCAGAGCGACUGUAUCUGAAUUCUGAGGCAGAUGAGCUUUAUCCGUAUGGAAGUUCACGGCAUUCCAUGAAGCAGCCUCGCGUCCUCCCCCCUCCACUUGCUUCCUCUCAAAGAACAUCUUUCAGGGGGGUAAAUGAGCAUCCUGGUCCAUCAACUGUCCUAGAUAAUAUCGUCCAUUAUGCUUACAGUGCAAGAAAUGAAUCCAAUAGGCAGACAGGUUAUUAUGGUGGUAACCAGGAAGCCCUUGAAGCACCCAACCUUGUUGAACUGCGGCAAGAAAACACUCCUAAUGAAGACCAGAAAUUGAAGGACAUUUCAUCAAGAUGUGACUCACAAUCUUCACUAUCUGUUUCAAGUCCCCCCAACUCACCGCCUCAUCUCUCCAAUGAUGAAUUGGAUGAAUCUGGAGAUUCGCCUUUGAUAUCCGUGGUAGCAGAAGGAAAAAAGAAUCAGCUAUCUGCAAUUGAUUCUGUUAUCUUGAAUGAUAAUUCUGGAAAUGAUACCGUGAUAAAAGCGCCAAAUCCUACUUCUGCUGUUGAGGAUGAGGAGUGGACUCCUGAAAAUGAUGAGUUGCAGCAGCAAGAGGAAUAUGAUGAGGAUGAAGAUGGUUAUCAAGAAGAGGAUGAAGUGCGUGAAGGAGAUGACGGGAAUCUUGAUCUGGACCCAAAAUUCGAAGAUGUGCAACUCGAGGACAGAGAUUCUUCUCAUAUUUUGGACAAUGUGGUCUUAGGCUUUGAUGAUGGCGUUGAAGUUGUAAUUCCAAGUGAUGAUUUUGCACGAAAUUCAGGGACUGAAGAAAGCACAUUUGGAAUUUCUGGCAGUCAUGUUCAUAUUAUGGAAGAACAAGGAGCUAUCAAUAGGGUUCCAGAUGAUGAAAAAAGCCUUCUGCCUGCUGAUGAUUCCUUUGAGACAAGCAAAGAUAGCUCCUCUGGGAAGAUUCGGGAAUCUGAUAAGUUGUUGACAGCCGCUACUAUUCAACCUAUCAGUGCUCCUUAUUCCUCGGCCACAUCAGAUCUUUUAUAUGUCGAUGUCUCCGGUAGCUCUGUUUUACUUGCUCAGCAACUCAUCUCAGCUUCAGGUGAUGUUACAUCUGCUGCUGGUGAGAUCAAUAUGUCAUCUAUGGCUUCUGCUGGGACUCAUGCUGACGUACCUGUUAAGCUUCAAUUUGGGCUGUUCUCUGGUCCAUCUCUGAUACCAUCUCCAGUUCCUGCUAUCCAGAUUGGUUCAAUACAAAUGCCUCUCCACAUUCAUCCUCCUGUUGGUCCAUCUCUUACUCAUGUGCAUCCUUCACAACCUCCUAUCUUCCAAUUUGGUCAGCUGUGUUAUACAUCUCCUAUAUCGCAGGGAAUUUUGCCCAUACCCCACCAAUCAAUGUCAUUUGUCCAGCCCAACAUGCAGUUCCAUUAUAAUCUGAAUCAGAAUGUUGGAGGCUCUGUACCUAAUCAACCAGCUCAAGAUGCCCCACCACAUGCAGUAAAAGAUGAGGUGACUUCUCUAUUGUUAAAUAAGCAGUCCAGUUGUGUGUCAGGACAGCCAGAGCAAUCUCAUGAGAACAUUCCCAGGGAAUUAGAUUCAGUUUUGGCUGAAGAUAGUUCAGAAGGCGAUUUUCUUUCACAUUCGAUUAGUUCUUGUGCCUUUAAUAACAAGAUGAAGCUAGAAUCUAGUUCUCGAUCAGAAGAGAAAGGGCAACUUGAUUCUGUUACAAACACUUACGUGUCAUCAUCAAAGGAGAAUGGAAGUGUAAGUCAGUUGCAGCGUUUACAGCCAUCAUCAAAGCAUGUUUCUGGUGAGAAAAAUUUCAGUAGACCAAGACUCCAAGGCAAAGGUGGUAGCAGAGGAAAAAGAUAUGCCUAUGCAGUGAAAAAUUCCAACACAAGAUCUUCUUUUCUGGCUCCUGAUACUUCUACAGAUUCAAGUGGGUUUCAGAGGCAACCUCGACUAACUGUUCAGCAAACUGAAUUUCGAGUUCGGCAGAAUGAAAAGAAACAAGAGCAUACUACUGUUAAUAACGGAGGCUCAGUUGAUAAGUCAAAUUACAAAAGAAGAACUGUGGGAGUUAUUGCAAGAGGUGGUUCUCAGAGACGUACAAUCUCUAAUAGACCAUUGAAACAGAGAGUUGAACCAGAGAGCUCAUUGUCUGGAAAUACUAGUUUUCAGGAGUUGAAUUCUAGCGACAGACUAGGAAAGAAAAGUGUAAAUGACGCGUCAAUGAAGAAGCAGAAUAUUUCUUCCUCUGGAGAGUCACAUUUCAAGAGAAAUGCUUCUGAGGAGGAUGUCGAUGCUCCCUUGCAAAGUGGUGUUGUUCGUGUUUAUAAACAACCUGGCAUAGAAGCUCCCAGCGAUGAAGAUGACUUCAUUGAAGUGAGAUCCAAAAGGCAAAUGCUGAAUGAUCGACGUGAGCAGAGGGAAAAAGAAAUCAAAGCAAAAUCACGUGCCACAAAGCUACUGCCGAAAUCUCGUGCACGUAUACUAAGUGUUGUGGACUCAACAAGUCCAAUUAAGCUUUCUGCCCCACUGGCUAGACAAUCAUCAACAAACUCUCACUUGGAUUUUGUUGCCUUGGAGGGAAAAAGCUUGGAAGAUAAAGAAGCAUCCGCAGUAACCACUGAAGUUUCCCCAUCACUGGCUCCAAUUGGCACUCCUGCUCUGAGUAUUGAAACUCCGGCUAUGACACCAUCUCAUGCUAUCAUGUCCGUCCAAAAAGAAUCGGUUUCUGUUGUUUCUAAUAAAAGUGGAAAAGACCUUGAGACUGCGAAAAUGUUUGAGAACAAAAAUAAGGUUUUGGACAAUUUCCAUUCAGAUGCAAGUACUUGGGGCACUGCAGGACUUAAUCAACAGGUAUGCUGAACUAUUGUUUUUAUUGAUAUGG